AUGAGGCAUAACCAUUUUACAGCAUGGGCACUGCUCAAGAGUUCGCUCUUUAUCUCUACGAACUUGCCCAAGGCAAGUGAAGAGGCCCGUGAAAUCUUGAAGAACCACGUCAUCAUCAAGAUCAACCAAGAUCCCAAUUUCGGCGAAUCUAUCGUACCCUUCUGCAGGGGCAACGGCCAACCCGACUACGUGUCCAACGCUACGCACCCCACACAGUACUGGUCCGACAACAGCAGCUACGGCGUUGUGUUUAUGCUCCUCAAUACCCUCGAUAUACCGCAAAAACUUUUCUUCAAUCUCACCGGGAGCUGGUCUAUCCGCGCAGGUCGUCUCUACAAUGUCUCAACUUCACUGUUGCUAAACGAUGCAGGGCCGGAGCCGAGUGCGUUGGGACUGCCGUGUUGUGGAAUCUAUUGGCAGUACACAUGGCCGGAUGGGGCGUACUACAGCAGUUGA
Molecule: messenger RNA, 456 nt
Organism: Macroventuria anomochaeta
Lineage: Eukaryota; Fungi; Ascomycota; Dothideomycetes; Pleosporales; Didymellaceae
Product: glycoside hydrolase family 27 protein
Exons: 2
Coding region: 1-456 (151 amino acids)
Source: RefSeq, a predicted model, not a curated record